Molecule: messenger RNA, 3512 nt
Organism: Drosophila persimilis
Lineage: Eukaryota; Metazoa; Arthropoda; Insecta; Diptera; Drosophilidae
Gene: Srrm1
Product: serine/arginine repetitive matrix protein 1
Exons: 4
Coding region: 329-3319 (996 amino acids)
Biological process (GO): regulation of mRNA splicing, via spliceosome; mRNA processing
Cellular component (GO): spliceosomal complex
Molecular function (GO): RNA binding
Source: RefSeq, a predicted model, not a curated record
UAUGUAAUUGUGAGUGGUGUUAUUUGCGAAGAACGAAGAGCACAAGUUUUUCGCAGCUUUGGUUUUCCAUCGAAAGCAUAAAGCAAUUAAGCGCAACGCAUCCCCCGGCCAUCCUUAAACUUACUCACACACUAGGGCGCACACACCGAAAAGACGCUGCAUGUGUGUGUGUGUAUAGACAACUGUCUUGCGUGGUGCCGGGUUACAUAUUUUUAUUGAAUUUUUCUCGUGGGCCUGCCAAAACAAAUGUGCAUGCAGUAGAAGGGCCACAAAUUGGCGGCAGUUUAAAGAAAACCCCGAAAACAGACAGCAAAAUCACAGUCUAGCGAUGAUGUUCACGGGCACCAACCAGCAGCAGGACACUCGGUUCAGCGACAAGGAAAAGAAACUAAUGAAACAAAUGAAGUUCGGCGACUGUCUGAGCAAGCGCGUGGACAUGUCCAAGGUGAAGCUGGACGUGCUACGGCCGUGGAUCAGCAAGAAAAUCACCGACAUACUCAACAUCGAAGACGAUGUUGUGGUGGAGUUUGUAUAUAACCAGCUGGAGGAGGAGAAGUAUCCAUGUCCCAAGAAAAUGCAAAUAAAUAUGACCGGGUUCCUCAAUGGCAAAAAUGCCCGCCAGUUUAUGGGCGAGCUCUGGGCUCUGCUGCUCUCGGCCCAGGACAGUGACUCCGGCAUCCCGGCUGAGUUCAUACAGCAAAAGAAGGACGAGAUACUCAAGCGCGAGGAGGAGCUACAGCAACGCCAGCGCGACAGAUCCCGCUCACGUUCUCGCUCCUCGCGCGGGAAUUCCCGGCGUGACCGUCAACGUGAUCGAUCUCCAAAUGGCGGCAAAUCCAAGUCCCGCUCCCGUUCGCGCUCGCGAUCGGCCAAGCCAGCCAACAAUGGCUCGGUGCCAAGUGCCGCCCGUGAGGCGGCCGCCAAUGCAGCGGCUCGAAUUCGCAAACGCGGCGGCUCACCCUCGGCCACCCGUCCUGCCUCCAGGGAGCGGCGUCCCAGCCGCCGCCCACGGUCCCGCUCUCGCCAGAAGACGCGCUCUGGCUCGCCAGCCCCUGGCAAGAAGGCAUCCUCCUCGGACCCACCCCCAGCUAAGGCUCUCAAUGGACGUCACUCAGGGGACAAGUCCCCCGUACAGCCCAAGGGAAAAAAGUCGUCGCGCUCACGCUCCAGGUCACGUUCCCCCCGUAGUCGCUCUAGGUCCAGCGGCAAGCGCUCACGCUCUCGCAGCUCCUCGCCACGCAGCCGACGUCGUGGCCGCUCCAGCAGCAUUUCUCUGUCCCCCGAGCGCAAUCAGGAUCAGUUCGAGCAUCGUCGCAACAAGAACAGUGUCCAAAACAAACGUCAAUAUCGCAAUAAUCGCGGAGACUCGGCCAGCUCCAUGGAGCGGGGUAAUGAUCGCGGACGUCAGUUUGGUGGAGGAGGAGGCGGCGGCCGUCGCGGAAGGCGCUUCUCACCGCGCGGCGGUAACCGCAGUCCCAUGCGUCAGGACAAUGGUGGAGGCGGAGGCGUUGGCGGCGGCGGAGGGCGUUUCCAGCGUUCCAACUCGAGACGUCGCUCACGUUCCCGUCGACUUUCCCGUUCUCCCAUGCGAUACUCUCGGUCCCCCAGGCGCAGAUUUAAUAACCGCCGUCGGUCGCCCAUGAUGCACUAUCGGGGUGGAGGAGGUCGUGGCGGUGGACGCGGUGGCGGCGGCGGCGCCGGUGGUGGUCAUCGCCAGAUGUGGCAGCAUCGCGGUGGUUCACCAAACAUGCGUGGCGGCGGUCGAAUCCACUGGCAGGCGAGAUACAGUCCUGGCGGCGGCGGUGGGGGACGAGGUGGCGGUGGAAUGGGGCGGUUUGAUCGUCGCCAAUCCCCGCACCAGAAUCGCUAUACGCGUGAUCAUCGCCCAUCGGACUCACAGGGAGGACAGCCCUUCCGGAAAUUUUCACCCCAUUCCGGGCCAGGGCGUCGCUUUUCCUCACCGCAGCGUCGCUCCUCACGCGAUCGCCGCCCCAAUUCUCGGGAACGUCGUGGCUCGCCUGGUGGCCAUGUCAAUCGCUGGGACAAUCCGCCGCCGGCCAGGAAUCGACGAUCCACGUCGGAGAGCUCAGCUGAGCCGGCCGGACGCCAGCAACGACAUCGCAGUGCCAGUCCCGCUGAGAGGCGGGGCCGCAGUCACAGCCGCAGCCACGAGAGAAGUCGCAGUCAUGUGAGAAGCCGCAGCCGCUCCAGUCCGCGACCCAGCCGCAAGCGAGACAGUCCUGUUGCUGAGCGUUCUUCGGUGGAGUUCAGCGGCCCGGCCGUCAAUACUAUCGAUCUCUGUCGCGAGGAGCAGCAGCAGCAGCACCAGCAGCGUAAAUCCAAUACAGAAACGCUCAAGGUUAUCGAGCAGCCAACAGCCGCAGUACGACGCAGCAGUUAUGCCAGCCUGUCCCGCACUCCAUCACCGUUCCUUAAACCGCACGAGCGUUCGGCGGCCGCUGCAUCAGCCGCUACCGCCGCCGUCUCCGUAUCCAAGGCUGUUCCAAAGAAAUCCCGCAAGAGUCAAACCAGCAGCUCCGACAGCAGCGCCGACAGUGAUGACACUGAUGAUCAGCCGGCGCGCCGCAAGGCCCAGCAAAAGAAGCUGCCAGCUCCCGUGGAGUCGGCUAAGUCAAAGUCGAAGUCUAAGUCGCAACGCAGCUCGGAGAGCUCCAGCAGCAGCGACCAGAGCGACGAUGACAACUCGAGCAUCGAAGAUCAUUUGAAAAAGAAGAAGCAACAAAAGCAGCUGCAGCUUCAGCAGCAGCAGCAGUUGCAGCAGCAACAGCAACAAAAAGUGGCGGCCGUGAAGCCGGACAAACGGCGCUCAGAGAAGAAACUCAAGCGCCCUACAUCUAGUGCAGAGGAGUCUACGGGCGUUGAAGUAGAGGCAAGACCAGGAAGCAGUCGCAAGCGUAGUCAUAAGAAACCACGACGAGAUGAGGGCGGAGAUGUCAGCGACUCCGAGGAGGAGAAUGUGCCCAAAAAGAAGCGCAAGAAGUCCAAGAAGGCGGCGGACACAUCCGACAGCGACUCCGAGGACUCGUCAAAGAAGAAAAAGCAUAAGAAACACAAAAAACACAGCAAGAAAAGCAAAAAACACAAGAAGCAUAAGAGGAAGAGCAGCAGCGGAAAGGCCCGCCCAGACUCCAGCUCCCAAGCAAGCACCGACGAGGAGGAGCAGUCGGGAUUGGCGCCAAAGCGCAACGGAAAACUUCCGCUCCUGAUCGCUGGCGGAACCGGCCCGGGGGGCAUUAACGAAGAUCUGGAGAAACAAUUGCGGGAGCGCGCAUUAAAAUCCAUGAAGAAGUUGGACUGAACCACACACAGACUAUACGAAAAUAAUUGCAUUGCCCAUGCCCAGACACACAGACACCCCCUGGAUGCACUGCACCCAAUCGCCCGCUCACACACAUGCACGCACUCAGUUGAAGAACUCCUUAGCCCUCAAAGAACAGACAGACGAACGAAGCCAUUAAAAUUAUUAAAAACUACAUUUACAUACACACCAA